Anopheles stephensi (Asian malaria mosquito) is the source of this 2751-nucleotide messenger RNA. RefSeq names its product polyphosphoinositide phosphatase (gene FIG4). The coding region runs from base 113 to 2686 and encodes 857 amino acids. Gene Ontology annotation, molecular function: phosphatidylinositol-3,5-bisphosphate 5-phosphatase activity. NCBI's taxonomy places the organism in Eukaryota, Metazoa, Arthropoda, Insecta, Diptera, Culicidae. Gene Ontology annotation, biological process: phosphatidylinositol dephosphorylation. The record is from RefSeq and is a predicted model, not a curated record. Gene Ontology annotation, cellular component: intracellular membrane-bounded organelle. The transcript is spliced from 4 exons.
UGCCUGAUCGAUUGGUAUCGUGCAGAACAAGCAAAAACAGGGGGCCCGUAACGCAGCUGAGCUGCUAUUUCGUUCCGGUUUAAUAUUACAAAGGCUUCGUAUAACAACCAAAAUGGAUCAAAAUGUACGAUUUCAUCCGCUCAUUAGCUCGAUACAGAAGGUGGCUUUAUUCGAGACAAAGGCGAAACUCUACCUUAUCGGGAGCAACAGUAAGGAGACGCGGUUUCGCGUGCUAGAAAUUGAUAGGCGUGCUCCGGACCUUACGAUCUACGAAAAUCCAAACGAGCUCGAGAAGGGUGACAUCCGCAAGUUUGUACAAUCGCGCUCCUUCAUCCGGUCGAUCAGUGCGUACGGCGUGCUGGGGUUUGUAAAGUUUCUCGAAGGCUACUACCUGAUUCUGGUCACCAAGCGCACACGAUGCACGUUCAUUGGCAAGCACAUCAUCUACACCAUCAAGGAUACGGCCAUGAUACGGGUGAACGAAUCGUCGAGCAAACAGAUGCACCCGCUGGAGCAGCGCUACGUCAAGAUGUUCAACAAUGUGGAUUUGAACAGUAAUUUCUACUUCAGCUACAGCUAUGACCUCACGCACAGCUUGCAGUACAAUCUGGCUGCGCCGAAGUUCGUGGGGACGCGGUGCGACAUUGUGCAGGAUGAACCGCUCGUGUGGCAGAACCGAACCGGCGAAAAGAUUACGUACGCGUUCCGUGGUGUAUCGCGGGAACGGUUCGUCUGGAAUGCGUUUCAUCUGAAGCCGCUGCAGGACGUUGUGCAUAAGGAUUGGAUGUUGGAAAUCAUACACGGCUUCAUCAGCCAAUCGAGCAUCAGCAUAUUUGGCCGACAGGUGUACGUUUGUCUCAUAGCACGACGUAGCACCCGGUACGCCGGAACACGAUUCCUUAAACGUGGCGCAAACUUUCACGGUGACGUGGCGAAUGAGGUAGAAACGGAGCAGAUCGUACUGGACGGCAAUCGGAUGUGCAGCUUCACACAGUUGCGAGGCUCGGUUCCCUCGCACUGGUCACAGGACGUUAGCAAAAUGGUGCCGAAACCGCAGAUUGCUAUCGACCUGUCCGAUCCGUACGGCGAAACGGCGGGCAAACACUACCAGCGGCUGAUGUUCCAUUACGGCGCACCCGUGAUUAUUCUGAACCUGGUUAAAACGAGAGAAAAGCGUCGCCACGAAAGCCUGCUCAGUGAGGAAAUGUAUUCAACGGUCAGCUAUCUGAACCAGUUUCUUCCACCGCACCUUCGCAUACGCUACAUAGACUUCGACAUGGCACGCAAAAGCCGCGGCACGGGUAACGUGAUGGAAAAGUUGGCAAAGAUCGCGGAAACAGUGAUCCAGCAGACGGGCAUGUUUUACUCGGACGACGAACGCAACCAAAGGCAGACCGGCAUUGUGCGCGUAAACUGUGUCGAUUGUCUGGAUCGUACCAACACGGCACAGUUUGCGAUCGGGAAGUGCGUUCUCGCGCAUCAGCUGUACGAUCUGGGGUUCCUGAAGGAACGCAAACUGGAGUUCGAGUCGGAUUGUAUAACGAUGCUUGAGAACCUGUACGAAGAUCACGGUGAUACGUUGGCGCUUCAGUACGGUGGGUCGCAGCUGGUGCAUCGGAUAAAAACUUACCGCAAGACGGCGGUAUGGGCGUCGCAGGGCAACGAUAUCAUGCAAACGCUCAGCCGAUACUACAGCAACACGUUCAGCGAUACGGAAAAACAGCACAGCAUCAAUUUGUUCCUCGGCUACUACAUUCCAUCGAAGGCGGAAGUGAACAAACCGCUCCACAUCUGGGAUCUGGAGACGGAUUUCUACAUACACAACUCCCGGUUCGAUGAAAUCAGACAGAUCUCCUCCACCCCGCUAACGCAGUGGGUUAGCCCGUUCGUGAUGAACUGGCUGCCGGCCGCAGUGAGCGACGAAAAUCGGGUCGUGAAAGAGCUGAUCAAAAUCCACUCGAACGAUGCGGAAAUAAUCGACUACUAUUCCAACUUCCACUACGACUACAAGCUAACCUCGUUCGAGGAACACAUCGACUAUCAGCUGAGCCAUCUGUCACGCAAUCUGGCGCCCGCAUUCCGAUCCAACUUCAGCCCGUUCGAACCGAUCCGUCGACAGCAAAGUACGGCACUGAAAAAUCCUUCCCUGACGGGGCAAUCGUCUACGAGUUCGGCGAACAGCUCUUCGUCGGAUCGGUCGGACGAGGAAUCGGAAUCGGACGAGGAGGAUAAAAGCAACCGUAAUGCUGCGGCACCGACGAGCAGCAGCAACAAUAGCAGCCGGGCAGAGGAUCCCGUCACGCUCAGUUCCAUGUUUCCGAUGACGAACGACAUAUACGGGUUCGAGAUACGGUUGCCGAAAAAGGCGGACAUGCUAAAGUACGAAAAGUAUGCUGAAAUCAAUCGCAUCUCCAGCUCAUCCGGCGGACCGAUCAGACCGUCCUCUCCCCACCAACACAACCGUCACGCGCAGAUGAACGAGAGUGGAGGCCUCUCGAUACACAACAACGAAAUUAUCGUCGGGAACGGUGCGACCGAGAAGGACAUCCAGAACGAUAUGCCGAUACCGACGGUCAGCGAGGAAAGUGUAGCGAUCUACGAACGGUACUGUGCGCUGAAGCACACCAUCAUGCACGACUUUCACUGCGAUCCAAAGAUACUCGAGUACGUCAGUAUGUUCGCGUAAGGCGGUGCGCGAGCAAAUAAACGCAAACAAGCGCGCGGGCAAGCUAGAUGUCACCAACAACUUUA